GCCACCAUGAGAAGAGAGAGAAAGUGAAGCUAUCUUCAAGAAAGAACCCAUGGAUGCUCUGGGAUUUUGCAGUAACAAAUUGCUCCUCUCUCUUCCCAACAGAACCAAAUUCUCCAUUAAAAAGAUUGGCAAAAGGACCUCAGCUGUUGAGUCGCCCCUUCUGAUUCACUCCAUGGCCACCCAAAACCCUAAUUCUGCAACUCGCCCUAUGAGCACCAAAAAGGGAACAGUAACAGUUUUCCCCGUCGGUGAGCCAUCAACAGGUCCUAGUGAGAGAACAUCCAACUCCCCCCCAAUAAAACUCCUUACAAGGGUUGAGAAACUGAGGCUUUUAACCAAAGCCGAGAAAGCAGGCCUUUUAUCUGCAGCCGAGAAGUUCGGGCUCUCUCUCUCUACGGUAGAGAAAUUGGGUCUCCUCUCAAAGGCUGAAGAAUUUGGUGUUCUCUCAGCUGCCACUGAUCCAGCCACUCCUAGUACCCUCCUCAGCCUAAGCAUGGGGCUUUUGAUUUUGGGUCCUUUUUGUGUUUACUUUGUGCCUGAGGAUUCGAUAUGGGAGAUAGCUUUGCAAGUUAUUGUGGCUCUUGUUUCUAUUCUUGGAGGCUCAGCUGCCUUUGGUGCCUCUAGUUUUGUAUCAAAUUUGCAAAAAUCUGGUUAAGUUUUUUGAACCCACUUGGACUUUUGGGGAACGCUGGUCAAGUUUUUUUAACCCAUUUGUACUUUUGGGGGUGGCUUUGUCGUAUUUAUGCAUAAAUGUGGUGUCGUAAAAUUCGUCAGUGUAUAUGAUUCAUGAUGUGAUGGACUUCUGGUUAGAGGACGUGGACUUGCUGAUUAAGAUC
Messenger RNA from Amborella trichopoda, 836 nucleotides. RefSeq names its product wiskott-aldrich syndrome family protein, putative (DUF1118). Lineage: Eukaryota; Viridiplantae; Streptophyta; Magnoliopsida; Amborellales; Amborellaceae. The record is from RefSeq and is a predicted model, not a curated record.